Talpa occidentalis (Iberian mole) is the source of this 1309-nucleotide messenger RNA. RefSeq names its product cAMP-dependent protein kinase inhibitor gamma (gene PKIG). The transcript is spliced from 5 exons. Gene Ontology annotation, molecular function: cAMP-dependent protein kinase inhibitor activity. Bases 422 to 652 code for a protein of 76 amino acids. The record is from RefSeq and is a predicted model, not a curated record. Gene Ontology annotation, cellular component: nucleus; cytoplasm. Lineage: Eukaryota; Metazoa; Chordata; Mammalia; Eulipotyphla; Talpidae. Gene Ontology annotation, biological process: negative regulation of cAMP-dependent protein kinase activity.
GCUUGGCCUGGUCUGAAAGUUUCUUUUUUUUGAAAAAAAGCCCUUAUUUGGGGUUCGGGGAAUAAGUCAGAACCGCGGAAAAUGUAUGCUGGUUUAUCACUCUUCUGGGGCCAGAUAUUCUUCGUGCACUAGUUUUCUCAUCUGCAAAAUGGGGGUGAGCAUAGCACCUGUCUUCUAAGAUUAUGGAAAGUGGAUUUAUAUAUGAAACUCUUGCAGAAUUUCCACAUCCAUCAGUCAACAGGGAAAAACCUGAAGCGAUGCAAGCAGGAAAAAGAAACUAAGCCAGGUCAUUUCCCCUUUCUGCAACUCUGAGCGGCUUCCCCGGCGUGAGAGUGCGGGGAUUCAACUGUGACCUGCAGAAGGAAGCACCUCCGGGGACUUCAGGGACGUCGCGCAAGGCCUGCAGAGCGAUGCGACAGGCAUGAUGGAGGUCGAGUCCUCCUACUCGGAUUUCAUCUCCUGUGACCGCACAGGCCGUCGGAACGCCGUGGCUGACAUUCAGGGGGACUCAGAGGCUGUGAGCGUGCGGAAGCUGGCUGGAGACAUGGGCGAGCUGGCACUGGAGGGGGCGGAAGGACAGACGGAGGCGGGCACUGCAGACAAGGAAGCUGGCAACCAGCCCAAGAGCAGCGACGGGACCACCUCGUCUUGAGCAUGACCUUGCCCGAGGAGGCUGGAAGAGACCUGCUGUCCCCACCUGGAUCGGGGGAGCCCUGGCACUGGCCCGGCAGCCUCCUCUCUGAGCCCCAUGUCCCAGGCAAGCAGGCCACCCCCACAGGCUUCCCGCUCCCACCAUCUCCUCACCGUGCCUGAGCACCCUCUCAAGACACUGUAAACCAGGAUGUUAUUUAUUCAGCAGGCGCCGGAAUGCAGGGUCUGGGCCCUGCCCACCUCGGGGAGCAGCUCCCCAAGCGCCCUUCUGACACGGGGUCUGGGCAGGGACCACGGUCCAGCCCGGCCCCUCCUCCCUACUCCCAACCUGCUGGGUUAAGAUCUUAUCCCUUUUUUUAAAAAAAACAAUUUUAACUUUUUAAAAACUUUAGAUCUUUUUCAGCAGAGGGAGGGAAGUGGACAAUCAAUUCGCCUUUUUCUGGAAGCCAUUGUAAGCUGAACUCCAACAUAUCUCUAUGCAGCUCUGAGGGUCCCUCAUGGAGCUUCACAGAUCAGAUCCAUUUCUCGGGAAGGAUUUUGUUCUCAAAACUAUCUGAUCUACUCUGUCCUUUCUACCAAGAGAAGUGACACCCAGGACCCAGGAAAUAAAUGCUGAUGAUUUGUGCGACUGGCUUAGAGGAUUAUUCCCCCUUGAAGU